AUUUAAUCUGUAAUCACAAAGAAAAGGGUAAUAAUAUGGCAGAAGAACAUGGAUUUCAAGCUCCCGAAGGUCACCGUUUAUGUGCAAAUAACUGCGGUUUUUUUGGGAGCUCUGCAACCCAAAAUCUUUGUUCCAAAUGCUACGGAGACUUCUGCCUGAAAGAAGAUCAGAAAAAGUCUGUAAAGACCGCAGUAGAGAAUUCUCUCUCUGUAUCAGCCUCCUCCGCUGUAUCAUCGGUUGCGCCACCGUAUUNUCCCGAAGGUCACCGUUUAUGUGCAAAUAACUGCGGUUUUUUUGGGAGCUCUGCAACUCAAAAUCUUUGUUCCAAAUGCUACGGAGACUUCUGCCUGAAAGAAGAUCAGAAAAAGUCUGUAAAGACCGCAGUAGAGAAUUCUCUCUCUGUAUCAGCCUCCUCCGCUGUAUCAUCGGUUGCGCCACCGUAUUCAUCGCCGGUGUCGUUGCAGAAAGCUGCCGGUGAUGGGCUGGUUUCGGCGGCGGAGGAGGUGGUGGUUGUGCAACCGGUGGCGGCGCAGUUGAACCGGUGCUCGGCGUGCAGGAAAAGGGUCGGGUUGACAGGGUUUAGGUGCAGGUGUGGGACCACGUUUUGUGGGACCCAUAGGCACCCAGAGCUUCAUGGGUGUACGUUUGAUUUCAAGGCCAUAGGGAGAGAGGCCAUAGAAAAGGCUAAUCCUGUGGUCAAAGCAGAGAAGUUGGAGAAGAUAUGA
This is a messenger RNA of Ilex paraguariensis (yerba mate), 725 nucleotides long. NCBI's taxonomy places the organism in Eukaryota, Viridiplantae, Streptophyta, Magnoliopsida, Aquifoliales, Aquifoliaceae. The record is from the annotation of a GenBank genome assembly.